Molecule: messenger RNA, 1686 nt
Organism: Oxyura jamaicensis (ruddy duck)
Lineage: Eukaryota; Metazoa; Chordata; Aves; Anseriformes; Anatidae
Product: chemokine-like receptor 1
Exons: 2
Coding region: 147-1232 (361 amino acids)
Biological process (GO): positive regulation of cytosolic calcium ion concentration; phospholipase C-activating G protein-coupled receptor signaling pathway; complement receptor mediated signaling pathway
Cellular component (GO): plasma membrane
Molecular function (GO): complement receptor activity; N-formyl peptide receptor activity
Source: RefSeq, a predicted model, not a curated record
UGCCAAGGCGGGUGCAGGCUAAGGGGGAGCACAAGCUUGUGGGGGCAGGUUUGUGGGCGAAGGACCGGCUGUUGCACCAGGACACACCUUGGGUAUCUCUCUGCCUAGGAGAAGAAGCGUCCUCAGAAGGACUCUGGCCUGCGGCGAUGGAGAGCGUCUCUUCUUCCCCAUCACCCUUCCCAGGCACUUCCCCCACCGUGCCUCCUGGGAACGCCACUGCCCACGAUCACCACUCCGGCCUCCAGAAGAGCAUGCACGUGCUCUCCAUGGUGGUGUACAGCGUCGCCUGUUUGCUGGGGGUGACGGGCAACGGCCUCGUCAUCUGGAUUGCGGGCUUCAAGAUGAAGAAGACGGUGAACUCGGUGUGGUUCCUCAACCUGGCCAUCGCCGACUUCAUCUUCACCUUCUUCCUGCCCCUCAGCAUCGCCUACACCGCGCUGGGCUUCCACUGGCCCUUUGGGAAGCUCCUGUGCAAGCUGAACAGCACCAUCGCCUUCCUCAACAUGUUUGCCAGCGUCUUCCUCCUGACGGUCAUCAGCAUGGACCGCUGCGUGUCGGUGGCCUUUCCCGUGUGGUCGCACAACCGCAGGAGCCCGGAGCUGGCGGCCAGGAUUGCUGUGGGGACGUGGGUCCUGGCCCUGCUCCUCAGCUCCCCGUACCUCGUCUUCCGUGACACCGUGGUCGGCUCCAGGAACGUCACCAGCUGCUACAAUAAUUUCGCGCUGUCCGAUGACUACACGUCCGAGGCAACGCGGAGGCUGUGGAGGAUGCGGCACAAAGCGAUGAUCAUAACCCGAUUCCUCUGCGGCUUCCUCAUCCCCUUCACGGUGAUUCUCCUCUGCUACAGCAUCGUGGCCGUCAAGCUGAAAAGCAGGCAGUUAGCCGGCUCCGCCAAGCCGUACAGAAUUAUCAUUGCUGUCACGGCCUCGUUUUUCCUCUGUUAUUUCCCCUAUCACGUCUUCUCCCUGCUAGAAAUAUCCCAAAACUCUUCCAGCCACGAGAUGAAGAUGGCCCUUUACAUAGGGAUCCCCUUGGUUUCCAGCCUUGCCUUCUUCAACAGCUGCAUCAACCCCAUCCUGUACGUGUUUGUGGGGCCGGAUUUCAAGGAGAAGUUUCGCCAGUCCAUCCUGUCGACCUUCGAAGGGGCUUUCAGCGAGGACUCGGUCCUGGCCAGCCUGACCAGCAGGAGGAAGUCCAGGUCUGCUUCGGAAGCGGAGGUGCCGAGGGUCUGAGCGUGCCCUGCGUUGCCGGCACGGCUCGAGGGGCAGUUCCCUUCCCUUCUCUGCAGUUUCCCCUCCUUUUGGAGCUGUAAUCACAGGACUGAAGGCUGCGAAGGGCCGUGCACGCUCACAAACUGAUCUGAUUUUUGGGGGGGCAUCUCAGUCCUAUCACGACUUAACCAGAAAGCUGGCUGGAGCUGUGGCAGGGCAGGAAGUUGGAGUAGCAGCAAUUCCUCCCCGUGCCCCUUCCUUGGCUGCCUGUUUCCAUGCACCCAUCUUUUUACUGGGCAUUAAGCCCGUUGGGCUAUGCCCUGCCUUGCUGCGGUGCCCGGCGUCCCUGGGGGCUGUGCUGGGGGGGUGACCACUGGGUGGAUGGUGCUGCCGAUCUGUCCCAGCUUCUGGAUUUUUGCAGGCGACCCUUUAUAAAGCUCUGGGAUUGUGACUGCUGACGGGGCUCCCUUUAUGU